GCCGCACACUCCCUCCUCAUUUCCUUCUCCCCUUUUUCCCCGCUUUCUUCAACCGCAUUACUUCCGUACUUCCACCGCAUACCGCUGCAUCACCGUUCCUCCUCCACACCUAGCGCCGCCAUCGCGCCGCCACAUUAGGUUAGGUCCGCCGUUGGCUAGGGCAGCACGUAACCAUCUCCAACAGCCCUUAUCAUGGAGGUGGGCGGGGCGCGGCGACUGGGUGUGCGGCGGAUAGAGGAGGGCGACAGAGUGGUGGUGUACGAGUCGAGGGACGCCAUGAGGAUGCUCACGGUGCACGCCGGGCAGCUGCUGCAGAACCGCUUCGGCGUGUUCAAGCACAGCGAGUGGAUCGGGCAGCCCUUUGGCUCGCGGGUGCGCGCAGCCAAGGGAGGCGGCUUCGUGCACCUGCUGGCGCCCUCGCCCGCGCUCUGGACCAAGGUGCUGCCCCACCGAACGCAGAUCCUGUACCUGCCGGACAUGGCGCUCAUCAUCUCCCGCCUCGCCAUCGCGCCCGGCGCCACGGUGCUGGAGAGCGGCACGGGCAGCGGCAGCCUGUCGCACUCCAUUGCGCGCGCUGUGGCGCCCACAGGGCGCCUGCUGUCCUUCGACUUCCACCAGGGGCGGGCGGAGCAGGCCAGGGCUGAGUUCGCGGCCAACGGCGUCGCGCACGUGGCCUCGGUGGCGGUGCGCGACAUCCAGGGGCAGGGCUUCCCCCCCGCACUGCACGGCGUGGCGCACGCGGCGUUCCUGGACCUGCCGAGCCCGUGGCUCGCCCUGCCCUCUGCCGCUGCGUGCGUGGUGGCGGGCGGGCGGGUGUGCUCCUUCUCGCCGUGCAUGGAGCAGGUGCAGCGCUGCAGCGACGCCAUGAGGAGGGAGGGACUCACAGACAUUCGAACCGUGGAGCUGCUCAGCCGAACCUACGAGGUGCGGGAGGAGGCCCUCAUCGUGCCGAGUCUGAAGCCAGCGUCGGAUGCUUUGAACCUCGAGCCCCAAGCCGAGGUUGGUGAUGGGAAGGCAGGCGUGGGCGAGGGGUGUGAGCGCGAGGGGUGUGAGCGUGAGGGGGCUCAGCAGGGCGGCAGGCGGGCGGGCAAGCGGCGCAGAGGGGAGGAGGGGGGUGGCGAGGAGGAGGGCGGCAGGGGGUCGACGGCAGGCGGCGAGGAUGGCGAUGGCGAGAUGGCGGGCACGGCGGGGGGAGGGGGGGAGGACGGAGGUGGAGCAAGUGCAGGUGGCAGGGAAGGGGCAGGAGCAGCGGGCGGUGCGAGGAGGGAGGGUGGCAGGCGGCAGAGGGGAGCGGCGGAGAGCGUGGGAGAGGCGGCGAGGUACGUGGCAGCGCGGCCGGCGGCAGAGAGCAAGGGGCACACGGGGUACCUCACGUUCGCCAUCAAGCCCGUGUGACGCGCUGCCAUCGCUCACAGCACGACCGAAUCAUGGAUUUCUCUCUGCCUGGGUGUCUUACUACGACUGAUCAUCGUGCCACCACUUUCAAAGUUCCAACCUAUCGCGUGCCACAGCAGAAAUGUUGGCAAAUGUGAACAAAUUACAGGAGAUUGUAAAUCUUCCGUCCUAAAAAAGUUGGUGUUCGUGCGCAGUCUCCACCUCUUCCUUCGGAGGGAAACCGCGAUGCCGCUGGUCUCACUUAGCGCUUCGGGCUUCGGCCACUGCUGGCGGCGAGAAUAAGCGAUGCUGGCUCUGGGCCCUAGAGAGGCUCGCGGUCGAGAAGAGCUUGGAAUGAAAUGAAGCGACGAUACUAACUCAAUGGCUUGACUGCAUGGUCGUAGACUUGCGCGAUGCAUUGGCGGCGAUGGAACUUGCGGGAAGAACACUGGUCCGUGUCGAGUCUGACACAAUGUUAGUCUGACGGGAGGACAUGGGA
This is a messenger RNA of Closterium sp. NIES-67, 1873 nucleotides long. The record is from the annotation of a GenBank genome assembly. Lineage: Eukaryota; Viridiplantae; Streptophyta; Zygnematophyceae; Desmidiales; Closteriaceae.